Marchantia polymorpha subsp. ruderalis is the source of this 2860-nucleotide messenger RNA. Lineage: Eukaryota; Viridiplantae; Streptophyta; Marchantiopsida; Marchantiales; Marchantiaceae. The record is from the annotation of a GenBank genome assembly.
CCAGCCUCUGCACGGAAAGGGAAGGGAAGGAGAAGUGGGGACUCGUCGACAUUCUGCCGAUUUCAGUGACCAAUUGCACGCUCAGAGACAGAGAGAGCAUUUGUCUCGUCCCGCAUUCGAUCGUCUGCCGGCCCCGCUCGGCUCGGCUCGGCCCGGCCCGGCCCGUUCUGUUCUGUUCUGGUCCGCCUUGCAUGAUCGUAAAUUGACGGAUGUUGUUGUGGGGGGCAUCGGUUGUGUAGCUGCUGCUGCUGGUGCUGCCUGAGAACUGCAUCAGGACGGAGUCGAUUGGGCGAUAUGGGGAGAAACAGGAGAUGGGUCGCGGCGCUGCUGCUUGUGGCAGGGUUCGUUGUGCUGGCAGGCGUGUGCGUGCAGCAAUGUGAGGCCUCGGCGUCUCAGAAUUCGGCCGACGGCAAGCGGAUUUUCUCAGAUGGCGAAAAGGACGUGCAGCAGGAUGAGGAUGCGGAUUUGAGUUUUUUGGACGAUGAGGAGGCCGCCGAGAAGAAGCAGGCGAAGGAAGAGAGGUUGAAGAAAUUAGCGGAGGAGGAAGCAGAGGAGGAGGAGGAAGACGAUGAUGAUGAUGACGACGAGGAGGAGGAAGUAGAGGCCGACGAUGACAUCGAGGGCGAGGACUUUCAGGGCGAUUCAGCUCUCGAUGAAGCCGGCGAGGACGAGGAAGAGGAGGAAGAAGAAGUGAAAGAGGCCGAUGAGAAGGACGUGGUCGUAAUCGGCAGCGGCAACUUUUCUGAAGUGCUCAAGGCCAAUCAUUACGUGAUGGUCGAGUUUUAUGCUCCAUGGUGUGGCCAUUGCCAAGCAUUGGCUCCAGAGUACGCCGAGGCGGCCACAUUGCUUAAAGACGUUGCUGUAUUGGCUAAAGUCGACGCCACCUUGGAAGAUGACCUCGCUCAAAAGUUUGAUAUCGAAGGGUAUCCGACUUUGAUAUUUUUCAUCGAUGGUGUCCAGAAGCCUUACAGCGGACAGCGUCAAAGAGAUGCAAUUGUGGAGUGGGUGAAGAAAAAGACAGGACCAUCUGUCAUUACUAUCACCUCGAAGGAUGAUGCUGAAUUGAUUGUUGACACACAGAAGACUACAAUGGCUAUUGCCUACCUGGAAGAUUUGAAGGGUGCAGAUGCUCAAACCUACUCCGCAGUUGCCAGACAAGAUGAUGACGUUGUAUUCUAUCAAACGGACAACAAGGAGGUGGCUGAGGCUUUUACAUUUUCCAAGGAAGCAAAGCGACCAUCCCUCGUUCUGCUCAAGCAAGAAGCUGAGAAAGUAUCGUGGUUCGAUGGUUCGUUCGAACGAGAUGAGCUUGUACGGUUUGUUGCUGAGAACAAGCUUCCUUUGGUCAUCACUUUCAACAAGGAAUCGUCGGCACUGAUUUUUGAAUCUCCCAUCAAGAGACAAUUUCUUUUAUUCGCUGAUCAAGAUGAACUAGAAAGGGUGUUACCUGAGUUCAAAGUUGUGUCCAAGGCCUUUACGGGAAAGAUGGUCUUCGUGCAUGUGGAUCUGGGAGACACUGAGCAAGCCCCAGGUAUCACGGAGUUCUUCGGGAUCCCAUCAGAUAAACCAGCGGUCGUGGCAUUCGAGUCUCAUGAAAAUGGUCGGAAGUUCUUGAUGGAGGGAGAAAUCAAUGUUGAGAACAUGAAGACUUUUGCAGACGGGUUUCUGAAAGAAAAACUGAGACCUCACCUCAAGUCCGAUCCCAUUCCUGAAUCUAAUGAUGGACCUGUGAAGAUUGUGGUAGGCAAGAACUUGGAUGACAUUGUUCUUGAUGAAACAACAGACUGCUUUCUUGAGAUAUAUGCACCCUGGUGCGGACACUGUCAGGCUUUGGAAUCUACGUGGACCAAAUUGGCUAAGCGUCUCCAGUCCGUGAAGUCUAUCGUCAUUGCGAAAAUGGAUGGCACCACCAAUGAACAUGCUAGAGCGAAGUCCGAUGGCUACCCAACUUUGCUCUUCUUUCCUGCUGGCAAGAAGAGUUUUGAUCCUAUCACUUUCGAUGGAGACAGGACACUUAAGGACUUCGUGAAGUUUUUGAAGAAGGAGGCUGCAAUUCCUUUCACUGUUCCUAAGAAACCUGCCACUGUCAUCGAGGAUGUCACCGCGACAUCAAAGAUUGCGGAACCCAGCAACACUGCAUCGGCUACCACUGAAUCCAAAUCCGAGAGUGGCAUUGGUUCAGUUACUGAAUCCGAUGCGUCAGUAGUCAAUGAGCCUCAGUGCACUAAGGAGUCCAUGUGUGAAUCUGACAAUACGGCACCAGCUACUAAAGAAGCCGAGAGCACGUUAGAGGCGGUCACCGAAUCCGUCACCAAUAUCCCUGAAAAGAUUCAACACGUGAUAAAAGACUCGGCAGAUUCGAUGAAAGAUGAACUAUGAGGUUUUUCCAACCUUCUGAAACAGUAUUAGACUAGGAAGGGAUAUUCCCUUAAUUCAGUGUUAGGUCGCAACCAGAUUUCAAUUUGAGUCUCCAUAGAAACUACAAAGGAUCCCGAGAUUCUCACAAAGAGAUGAAACAGGCAAAUUUUUUUUAGUCUCAUUUGUUCUCUUGUUGCGAGGUGUAACAUAAAUAUUGUUUCACUGCAAAUACACGUGAGUGGCACCAUGAAAAUGUAAAGAGCCUUGCUGUGUCCCACUUUCCGACUCCGCCACUGUAGUCUCAUUAGGAUGAAUCUAUCAAAGCUGAAGUGUCAAGGACACGUUCAUAAAUGAUCCAAGUGUUGAUUCGCUCGCGCAUCCAGUCGAGGAUAUAAGACCUGUGUAUAAGUGAGCGAGUCCUCAAGGUGGACCUUGGAGCAUAUGCAUUUUCUUUCUCUAUAUAUAGUUUCAAGAGCAUAAUGAUGUCAUUCAUGGUUUGUAA